Monosiga brevicollis MX1 is the source of this 4815-nucleotide messenger RNA. RefSeq lists its product as uncharacterized. The coding region runs from base 1 to 4815 and encodes 1604 amino acids. Gene Ontology annotation, biological process: chromatin remodeling. Lineage: Eukaryota; Choanoflagellata; Craspedida; Salpingoecidae. The record is from RefSeq and is a predicted model, not a curated record. The transcript has 40 exons. Gene Ontology annotation, cellular component: RSC-type complex. Gene Ontology annotation, molecular function: chromatin binding; protein binding.
AUGUCCAAACGCCGCUCCCGUGCGGCAGCCACCGCGGCCGCGGCGGCAGCGACAGAUGCUGCGCCAAGUCCCAAGCGCGUGGCCGUUCGUAUUGACAUGGAUGCCAUCAGCCGCCUACGCAUGCGCAAAGCCGUCAUCGCCCAACUCCUGGACGAUUUGGAGGCCAUGUCAAUUCAUAACAAGCCCAUCACCCAGCCCUUCAAGGAGCUGCCGUCUGAGAAUGACGAGCCAGCAUACUAUCAGGAAAUCGAAAAGCCCAUCGAUUUCAAAAGCAUCCGCGCCAAGUUGAACGGGGGCCGCUACAAGCUCAUGCGCAGCUUUUUUGACGACAUGCUGCUCCUUACCGAGAAUGCCUUGGCCUACCACCGCCCUGCCUCGCACGCUUACAAGUGCGCGCUCAAAAUCCAAGAGACAACCCUCCAACGCUUUGAAACCCUGCUCGCCGACAGCGCCCAGGACAAGUGUGGCUCGCAAAAGGCGCGCGACGCGGCCACGACCGAAGCCGAAUCGGCUCUCCUCACUGAAGAGCAGGCGGCUGCACUCCGCUCGAUUGAGCUCCUCAAGGCUCGUCGCGAGGGAGCCCAAACACCGUCAGCCGUGAAGAAUGACCGCCGUCGCGGCAAGAUCAUUGAUGCUCUGUACGCUUCUGCCUUUGUGCGACCCACCCGCCACCACGUACCACACUCAUCAUUCCCCCUCCGCGUACGCAACAAACAUACCCGCGAGCGACACUGCGAGCUUUUUAUCGAUCUGCCCCCGCGAGACAUGUACCCAGAUUACUAUGAAAUCAUUGCGACACCCAUCUGCAUUAACGACCUCAAACAGCGCGUCCGAGAACCCGAGUAUUUCCUCGAGGACUUGAUGCGCGAUAUCCGGACGAUGUUUGACAACGCCUUCACGUACAAUUCUCCCGGUACCAUUGUUUUUGACGACGCCUUGGCCCUUUUGGAAACAGCCGAAAACAUGCUGACGCGUUUCCUCGACGAAGAGGCCGCUGACGAGGCGAAGAUGGCAUCCAAGAAGAAGAAAAAGGCACGUCCCAUCCUCCCGUCGUCACCGCGCCUUGGUUUGCCCGAUGGCAACUCACCCCCUUCCAAUAUUAUCCCGAUAACAGGAGCAAGCUACGCCUGCCAAAACCGCUCCUACUACACCGGCCCCAGCCCCCGAACCCCACACACCUCAUUGAAAACGUUGCUUCCUUUGUUUGUUGCACAGAUUCGACGACUGCUCAACGCUAUCCGCUCGGCCCGCAAUGAGGAGGAUGGUUACGAUCUUGCCGAGCCGUUCUUGGAGCUACCCGAUCGCAAGCAGUGGGCGAUCUACUACCAAGUCAUUCAAAAGCCCAUCUCCCUUGAACAAAUCGAGGACCAUCUGCAAAAGGCGAAAUAUGCAAACCUUGACGCGGCACUGGCCGACCUUGACCUCAUGUUUGACAACGCCACUACCUUCAAUCAGGCCGAUUCGGAGCUGUACCAGGCAUUGGCCCACGAAACAGUUGCUCGCCUCAAGCAGGAGCGGGCCCAGACUUCUUUAGCCGCGGCCUCGCCUGCUGCCAGCGGCCAGGCUUCGCAAGGGCCUCCCAUUAAGAUCAGACUCACCAAUUUGCAGAGGCCUGGAGCUACGACCAAUGCCGAAGCAAAGUCCUCGGCUUCUGCAGAACCCACCGCUUUCCGACUUUUGCAAGAUCGCACACGCUACAUGCUAGCUAGUGAUGUGGCCAAUGCACUGGGCAAUGUUGGGUCAGCAACCAAGCUGUUUGAGCGAUAUACUGGCCUGUGGCGCCGACCCCUGUCUCAAAAAGAGCGAGGCUAUGCAGCCGACGAGUUGAAGCGUACUUUACCUGCUCGAGUGACCUACAUUGUCAAGGCCAGCGAGGCGCAGGCGCUUCUCAAGGGGCAGGGAGAAGACUACAUUGAAGCCAAUACUACGCCUGCGCACGCGGCUUCUGCCGCCGUGGCGGCCUUUGACCCCGAGGAUGCUCCCGUGACGGCUGAGGAUGCGACACCUGUCGAUGAGGAGGAUGACGUUGAUUGGUACCACCGGGACCCUUCCGUAUACCGAGCGAAAAAGCCGAUGGAACUCCGUCGUCUCGUUGGCCGUGACCUAUGGCUGGGAUUGCUGGAUAACUUGCGUCAAUACACCAACGAGGCUGAUGAUGCCAUCGCCGAGCCGUUUUGGGAAUUGCCGACUCGUGAGGAGUUGAAAGAUUACUACUUGACCAUCAGCUCACCCAAGGAUUUGAAGACUGUCUAUCAAAAUGUCAAAGCCGACCGCUACACGAGUGCCGAAGCCUUUGUUGCCGACACGGUCCUGGUCUUUCACAAUGCCAUGGUCUACAACCACGAGGCAAGCGUGCUUUGCAAGUUUGCACAAAGCCUCUUGCAAAUCUUUCAGACCCAAGCUCGACGCUUCCUGCCUGCCCAGGCCGUGUGUGCCUGUCCUGGUCUCAAAACCAUCUCCCCCCUCAGCUCACUGGCGCUGGCGCUUUUGAGUGCAAUGCGGGCUAUGCGCCAGGGCAAGCGUGCGCUUUGCGAGGAGUUUAUCAGCCUGCCUGACCCGGAUGAGUUUCCGGAUUAUUAUGUGGCCAUCUCCAAGCCCAUCACCUUGGCCACGAUCCACGAGAACAUUUUCAAAGAAACUUACCAUAAUCUUGAAGAGUUUGUUGAUGAAGUCAAGGAGAUGUUUUACAACGCUCGGUUCUACAACGAACCAUCGUCUUCGGUAAAUUUGUCUGCUCCAAUCCACCAAGACUCGAUUGCUCUGCAACAGCACUUUGUGCGCAAGCUCCAUCAGUUGUGUGCUCAGCAAAACGUAGAGUCAAGUGCAUUGCGCUAUACCAAGGAACAGUUUCAGCUCGAACUAGCUGCGCAACAACAAAAAAUCAAGGCCGCAGUUACUGCGAUCAAGGUGGCGGAGAUUGAUCCCGCGCGGCGUAACGAGCUGGCUAGUUACCAAAAACCCGCCGACUCGAAUGGGCCUGCCUGUACCGUUCCCGUGGGCUCUUAUGUGUUGCUGGCCAAUGACAGCAAUCCCAAGAAACCCAAGGUGGCUCAAGUGGAGAGCAUUUUCGAUGUUCCCAAAAUGGGCACCUAUCUCGAAGUCAGCUACUUUUGGCGUCCAGAAGAGACGUAUCAUGUGCCCACAAAGACCUUUUAUGCAAACGAGGUCAUGGCCGUCAAGGAAACCUACGUUCACGCCGCCUCGGAUAUUCUGCGCCCCUGUGCCGUCAUGUUUAUUCGGGAUUACUUGCGCUUUGAGCCUGCGGACAUUCCAGAGAAAGAUGUCUUUGUGUGCGAGUCGCGCUACAAUGCCAAGACUCGACAAAUUAAACCAGUCAAGCAGUGGCAAGCACCAAAGCAUGAACUGGCCACCAAGCGCCGAGCGCAAACGCUUCUGGCCCAUGCCAUCCCACGCGUCAAAUCGGUGUAUGCCACUGCAGAUAUGCUGUCCGGCAUGCCCAUGCUCAGCGAUGCGCGCAACAAGGUCGCAACCGAUGUGCAGCCACCCGCCAAGCUCAAGGGCUACAAGUUUUUUUCCGUUUACUACAUGGACAACCGCCCUCUUUGUCCGGGAGACUACGUCUAUUUCAAGUCCGAGGACGACCAGCCGCACCUGGCGCGGAUCGACUUUAUUUACGAGAAGGAUGACGGUAACGCCUUUUUUGUUGGCCAACGAUUUUUGUACCCGGGUGAGACGAUGCAUCAGACAUCUCGUCUGUUUUAUCCCAAUGAAGUUCUUCACUGCGAUUUGGAAGCCGAGCAGCCCGUGCAAACCAUCAUUACACAUGCCUACGUGCUUUACAUCUCGGACUACGUGCGGCGCCGGCCCUUGAGCAUCAGUCCAAGCGACGUGCACGUUUGCGAUAGCAGUUACUUGCCCAAGGACGAGAGCAUUGUCAAAAUCAAGGGCAUCGAUGCGCCACCAUUGCUUGAGUAUAUCGAAUUACCUUCGCGCCUCACGAUUCGACGCACGGAGCGUUCGCCAUUGGUGCAUCAGCAGCGCGAGCAGGAGCGUGCCGCACCUGAGCCCACCAAGCCAGUCAAUGCUUCAGAAGCAAAGGCUCAAGACUCGUCUCCGGAGAAGCGAUCGGCAUCAGAGCGCCCCGAACCAGAGCCGGUGACCGACCUGAGCACGGGCCGCACGGACGAGGAUCCUCAACGCCGCAAGCCCUACCUCAACCCUUUUAUGGCAUUUGCGCGGUACUACCGCCACGAGUUGUUAAAGCAGGAUGAGAUGCCCGAUGACAUUGGUAGCGCGAUAGAGGAUGCUUGGGACGAGCUUUCCGAGGAGGAAAAGACCCAAUGGGGCGAGCAGGCGCGCCAGGAAACAACGGAGCGGCAAGAGCAGCUGUUACCGGCAGCGCCCAUCUAUGGAAAACGGCGCUAUCGACGCGAGCCUGAGCCUGAGCCGACAAUGAAUGACCCCGAAGUCUACGUCAAGGCCAAGCGAAUUCAAGAUAAUUUUGAGGCUGCUGAGCUGGCCAGCGCACACAAGCGAACGAUUGUCAGCGAGCCGGCCAAGAAGAAGGAGCACUCGAUGGCCACCAUGGAGCUCAACAAACGAAUGUAUCAAGUGACGGAUCGUGGGAACGAGCGUGUGGUGCUACCCGGCAAGGCCGACACGCCGACCGGUUACACCAUGGACCCCGACCGCGGUGUGUCGUAUUCGCAAGCGUAUCUUGAUCACUUGGCCAAGGUGGCGCAAACAGAAACAUCGGCGCCGCCAGCUGCUGCGGUUAGCGCUCCGGCGACUGCGGAAAAGCGCCUCUUUUUGGAAGCCAUCAUGCAGCUCGCGCACGGAUUUGAAACUUCCUGA